Messenger RNA from Acanthosepion pharaonis, 4473 nucleotides. Lineage: Eukaryota; Metazoa; Mollusca; Cephalopoda; Sepiida; Sepiidae. The record is from the annotation of a GenBank genome assembly.
AUGAGGCCCAGAAAAAGAGAGAAAGAAAAACAGGGUGAGAAAUCAAAUUCCCAGCCCCACGCCGGGGGCACCCACCACUCACAUGGGUCCUCUCACAAUUCAGCACAAAAUGCCACUCAUCAGAAUGCACUAGAUACACAGUUUGAAACGGUCAAAGCUGACCACGAACUUUUUCUACAGGCUUUUGAAAAACCUACACAGAUUUACCGAUAUCUACGGGCCAGAAAUAUUGUAUCGCCAAUCUUUCUUCAUCGUAAUCUUCACUACAUGAAACACAGGCGCUCUACCCGCAGCAUAAAAAGGAAAGAUUUCCCUGUGAGUUCAAUUCUUGCCAAAGUCGAUGCUAAGUACAAAAAACUUGCUUUGAAUGAAAGGUACAAAUCGGAAUACAUGAAUAUUUCAUUCUCAGGCUUUUUUGAUAAACAGGCUUCCUCAGAUGUUGAAAAUGUUGAAGUUGAAGCCUUAUUAUUGAAAAUUUGUCACAAAAAGAGAAAGGAUGUAUCAUCCCCAAUUAUGCAAACCAAACUAGGCAAAGUCGAAGUGCCUCUAAAUCCACACACAUCUGACGCCUCCAUGAGACUGACUGCCAACUUGUCUGGGUCUUUAUCAAUAUCCCAUGAACACUUUCAUCACAACAAUGGUCAUGCCGUCAAAUCAUACGUUCUGCUGUUGCGAGUUCCUUGCCCAGUGAAGCGUUACCUAUCUAAUGGUCUAUGCAAUGGAGAUAUUUUGGAUGGGCCAGAAGAACCUCCACACAAACGAAGAAAAAAUGGAAAGAUGUCUCCGUUUGAAGAGGAUAUAGUUUUGUACGGAUCCGAACUUGUCAUUUAUGAUAAGCACAAACACUGCCUAAUGACAGACGGGGACUACGAACUCUCCUUACAGGACCUUGGGUCCAAGAUUUCCCCAAAGAAGACCACAGCUACUUGGGAAACAGUUGUAGACGGCAAGGCCAUCGGUCCAUUUGAGGUAUUCAGUAAGUGUCCAACUUUGAAGUUUACUUUGAGCUGGACUGAGCAGACCAGUAGUUGUCUAGGUGGGUCCAAUAGUCAGAAUGGAAAGGUGAACGAUCCGUCUUUGGACAACACAACUCCCUUGCAGGAAUUGCACACCUAUAACCACCAUCAUCAUCAUCCUAAUCAUGUGAUUCAUAAUGAAGACUCAGGGACAAAGCGAGUUUCACCUGUCAAAUCAAAGGAUACAAACAACCAGUUGGGUACCCCAAAAAAGAAAGUGCGAAUUUAUUACCAAUUUUAUUACAACAACAAUACCCGGCAACAGACAGAAGCUCGUGAUGACCUUCACUGUCCAUGGUGCUCUCUCAACUGCAUGCAGUUAUAUAGCCUACUGAAGCACCUCCGUCUUAGUCACGCAAGAUUCAAUUUCAUGUAUGUGCCUCAUCCUAAAGGUGCCAGGAUAGAUGUGUCCAUCAAUGAGCGAUACGAUGGUUCAUAUGUUGGCAACCCUCAGGAUCUCCAUUCUCAUAUUGGUUACGCAUUCAGUCGUGAACAAAAAUAUUUUCCUUCAUCUGUUCUUUAUCUUCUGAUAAUUUUUGCCAUAUGUUCUUCACUGUAUUUUUUAUUUCUCCUUUUUUUCCUGCCUGUUGUAAAUUUUUACUGUCUGUUCUUCUGCCGCCUCCUCAUAUUUUGCUGUCCUGCCUCCUCAUAUUUUGCUGUCUGUUCUUUGCCGCCUUCAUAUUUUUGCUGUCUGUUCUUCUGUCGCCUCCUCAUAUUUUGCUGUCUGUUCUUCUGCCGCCUCCUCAUAUUUUGCUGUCUGUUCUUCUGCCGCCUCCUCAUAUUUUGCUGUCUGUUCUUCUGCCGCCUCCUCAUAUUUUGCUGUCUGUUCUUCUGCCGCCUCCUCAUAUUUUGCUGUCUGUUCUUCUGCCGCCUCCUCAUAUUUUGCCGCCUGUUCUCCGCCUCCUCAUAUUUUUGUCUGUUCUUCUGCCGCCUCCUCAUAUAUUUUGCUGUCUGUUCUUCUGUCGCCUCCUCAUAUUUUGCUGUCUGUUCUUCUGCCGCCUCCUCAUAUUUUGCUGUCUGUUCUUCUGCCGCCUCCUCAUAUUUUGCUGUCUGUUCUUCUGCCGCCUCCCUCAUAUUUUGCUGUCUGUUCUUCUGCCGCCUCCUCAUAUUUUGCUGUCUGUUCUUCUGCCUCCUCCUCAUAUUUUGCUGUCUGUUCUUCUGCCGCCUCCUCAUAUUUUGCUGUCUGUUCUUCUGCCGCCUCCUCAUAUUUUUUGCUGUCUGUUCUUCUGCCGCCUCCUCAUAUUUUGCUGUCUGUUCUUCUGCCGCCUCCUCAUAUUUUGCUGUCUGUUCUUCUGCCUCCUCCUCAUUUUUGUUUUGUUCUCCGCCUCCUCCCUACCGCCUGUUUCCUCCUCCUCCCUAUUUUUUGCCGCCUGUUCUCCUCCUCUCCUAUUUUUUUUGCCGCCUGUUCUCCUCCUCCUCCUCUUUUUGCCGCCUCCUCUUCUCCUCCUCCUAUUUUGCCGCCCUCUUCUCCUCCCUAUUUUGCAUCUCCUCUUCUCCUCCUCUUUUUGCCGCCUCCUCUUCUCCUCCUCUUUUUGCCGCCUCCUCUUCUCCUCCUCUUUUACCCCGCCUCCUCUUCUCCCUUUUUGCCUCUCUUCUCCUCCUCUUUUUGCCGCCUCCUCUUCUCCUCCUCUUUUUGCCGCCUCCUCUUCUCCUCCUCUUUUUGCCGCCUCCUCUUCUCCUCCUCUUUUUGCCGCCUCCUCUUCUCCUCCUUUUUGCCUCCUCUUCCUCUUCUCCCUCUUUUCUCUCUUCUCCUCCUCUUUUGCCGCCUCCUCUUCUCCUCCUCUUUACCCGCCUCCUCUUCUCCUCCUCUUUUGCCGCCUCCUCUUCUCCUCCUCUUUUUUGCCCCUCCUCCUCUCUCCUCCUCUUUUGCCUCCUCUUUCUCCUCCCUUUUGCCGCCUCCUCUUCUCCUCCUCUUUUGCCGCCUCCUCUUCUCCUCCUCUUUUUGCCUCCUCCUUUACCAAAGCGCCCAGACCCAUCGUUAUCAGAAUUUAUGGAGCCAGAAACAGACAACCAAAUCAACCGACAGUUUAUCCAGGGACAUAAUCGGCUUUAUUAUCACACAGUCACUUGUCAGCCUAUAAGACCUCAGGAAAUUGAUAUUGACAGUGAGGAUGAAAAUGACCCUGAAUGGCUGAGACAGAAAACAAUUAAUAUGAUCGAUGAGUUUACAGAUGUUAAUGAAGGAGAAAAAGAACUAAUGAAGCUUUGGAACCUGCAUAUAAUGAAAAACAAUUAUUUUUUUCUUCUUAUUUUACUUGUUUUUCAUUUUGUUUCUCUCCUUGCCUUUCUCUCAUCCCCUCCAUCCUCCCUCACUUCCUCCUCCAUCCCUCCCCUCCUUCCUCCUCCAUCCUCCCCUCCUUCCUCCUCCAUCCCUCCCUUCUUCCUCCUCCAUCCCUCCCCUCACUUCCUCCUCCAUCCCUCCCCUCUUCCUCCUCCAUCCCUCCCCUCACUUCCUCCUCCGUGGGUUGCUUGCUCUUUCUGUGUCUGUCUCUCUUGUUUCUUCUGCUACAACCUUCACCUUACUCUCCUUUUCAAUACAUUAUUUUUGGAAUCUUUAAAUCUUGUCUCUAUCUCGCCGUCCCCGGCUCUCUAUCUCGCCGUCCCCGGCUCUCUAUCUCGCCGUCCCCGGCUCUCUAUCUCGCCGUCCCCGGCUCUCUACCUCGCCGUCCCCGGCUCUCUAUCUCGCCGUCCCCGGCUCUCUAUCUCGCCGUCCCCGGCUCUCUCCACAAAAAAUGUUUUUUUAGACAAUUUUAGUAAGAAUAAUCCAUGUAAGGGUUCAAAAUUUAUUAUUGGAUUUUUUUUUUUUUAUUUUUUUUAUUUUCACUUUUUUUCUUUUUUUUUUUCUUUUCUUUUCUUUUCUCUCUUUUUCUUUUCUUUUCUCUCUUUUUCUUUUCUUUUCUCUUUUUUUCUUUUUUUUUCUCUAUCUCUUUUUUUUUUCUCUUUUUUUUCUCUAUCUUUUUUUUUUCUUUUUUUUUUUUUUUCUAUCUCUUUUUUUUUUUUCUUUAUCUCUUUUUUUCUUUAUCUCUUUUUUUUCUUUAUCUCUUUUUUUUCUUUAUCUCUUUUUUUUCUUUAUCUCUUUUUUUUCUUUAUCUCUUUUUUUUCUUUAUCUCUUUUUUUUCUUUAUCUCUUUUUUCUUUAUCUUUUUUUUUUUAUCUCUUUUUUUUUUUAUCUCUUUUUUUUCUUUAUCUCUUUUUUUCUUGAACUUUUUUUUUCUUUGGCUCUUUUUUGUUUUUAUUUCUUUAUCUUUUUUUUCUUUAUCUCUUUUUUUUUUCUUUAUCUCUUUUUUUUCUUUAUCUUACUUUCUUUUUCCCUCUACCUCUUCACCUUUCUCUCUCUCUUCACCUUUCUCUCUCUCUUCACCUUUCUCUCUCUCUCUUCACCUUUCUCUCUCUCUUCACCUUUCUCUCUCUCUUCACCUUUCUCUCUCUCUUCACCUUUUCUCUCUCUCUUCACUUAA